AUGUCUGAUCCCACAAUGAACAGCCCCGACAAUGGAUCGCACAAGCGCAAGAGAGAUGGCUCAGAAGAUCUAGGACCUGAUCCUCAGCGUCUAAACCGCUCGUCUCACGGUAGCAACGGCAGCAUGGGAGACAACCAGCACAACUUCGGUCACAGUGGACUUGGCAACUAUGACCAUGGUCUUCCCAACACUGGAGCUGAGCUCAACAUUGACCAGCAGAUCCUUCAACACGUUGGCCCGCAAAAUGGUCUGUCUGAUGAUAACGCGCUGACAGCCAACGCCAAAGCCGCCCUCGCUGCACACACCCCUCAACACAAAUACCCCCCUCCUCCUGAUGCUGGAUUCGAUGCGAGCAACCUUACCCAGGGUCUGUCUUUCGAUGAAAUGAACCAGACUCCUAUGGGUGGCGCCCACAACCACAACUCGACUGCUGCUGCGGUCUACGCCGCGCGUGAGGCACAAAGCAUGAAUCAGAAGCCCACUGUCGGUUCUCCGGAAUGGCACCAAAUCCGCAAGAACAACCACAAAGAAGUUGAACGUCGCCGUCGUGAAGCUAUCAACGAAGGCAUUAACCAGAUUGCCCGUCUCGUGCCCAACUGUGAUAAGAACAAGGGCGCCAUACUCCAGCGUGCCAUCGAAUACAUUCUCCAGCUACAAGAAGAGAAGAAGAAUACCGAGGAGCAGUUUGAAAAGCACAGUCUCACUGCCAACCACGCCAUUGCCGAGAUUAGCAACUCCAACUCCAAGCUGAAGGGCGAGGUCAGCCGACGCAACAACCUUGCUUUGAAGUGGUUGCAGCGUUGCCGCGAUGCCGGUCUAGAGUUCGAUGACUAUGAGGACUCAAAAGAGCUAGAGACACUGGAGAUGGAGUAG
This is a messenger RNA of Penicillium arizonense, 873 nucleotides long. Its product is annotated as basic helix-loop-helix domain-containing protein. The transcript is spliced from 2 exons. Gene Ontology annotation, cellular component: nucleus. Gene Ontology annotation, molecular function: DNA-binding transcription factor activity; protein dimerization activity. The record is from RefSeq and is a predicted model, not a curated record. The coding region runs from base 1 to 873 and encodes 290 amino acids. Lineage: Eukaryota; Fungi; Ascomycota; Eurotiomycetes; Eurotiales; Aspergillaceae.